AUGGCAAGCGUGGUCGUGGAGACUAUCUGGCAGUCCAAGGAGAUCCACGAGGCGGGGGACCCGCCUGCAGGGGUCGAGAGCCGUGCCCAGCUGGUCCCGGAGGCUCCUGGGGGGGUAACCAGCCCUGCCAAGGGAAUCACGAAGAAAAAGAAGACCGUGUCGUUCCACGGGGUUGAGCCCCCGAUGUCCCAUGAGCCCAUGCACUGGUGCCUCAACCUCAAGCGGUCGUCAGCCUGCACCAACGUGUCCUUACUUAACCUGGCUGCCAUGGAGCCCGACUCCUCAAGCACAGACUCCACCACGGAGGACAGUGGCCCACUGGCGCUGCCCGGGCCUCCCGCCUCACCAACCCCGGCCUGGGCUCCAGAGGACCCAGACAUCACAGAAAUUCUCAGUGGGGUCAACAGUGGAUUGGUCCGUGCCAAAGACUCCAUCACCAGCUUGAAGGAGAAGACCACGCGAGUUAACCAGCACGUGCAGACUCUGCAGAGCGAGUGCUCCGUGCUGAGUGAGAAUCUGGAACGGAGGCAGCAGGAGGCGGGGGAGUUGGAGGGGUACUGCAGUCAGCUGAAGGGCCCCCGCCCUGAUGUCCUGACCCAGGAGAACUGCCGCAAGGUGACCCGGUCAGUGGAAGAUGCUGAAAUCAAAACCAAUGUCUUGAAGCAGAACUUCGCCCUGUUGGAGGAGAAGCUGCGGUACCUCCAGCAGCAACUGCAGGAUGAGUCGCCGCGGAGGCAGGAGGCCGAGCUGCAGGAGCUAGAGCAGAAGCUGGAGGCCGGCCUCUCCCGGCACGACCAGGGCCCCGCCGCUACGAACCUGGCCUGCUCCGGCCCUCCGGGCAGCCCCGAGGAACCCCAGCGGCCACGCAGCCUGGUCCCCAGUGGCUGGACAAUGGGGCCUCGGGCCGGAGAGGGCCUGUACCUGGGCGAGCAGGAGCUGCAGAGGGUCUCCACAGGCCUGGAAGAGCUGAGGAGGGAGGUGUCUUCCUUGACCGCCCGGUGGCAUCAGGAGGAGGGGGCAGUGCAGGAGGCCCUGAGGCUGCUGGGGGGCCUGGGCGGCCGGCUGGACGGCUUCUUGGGCCAGUGGGAGCGCUCACAACGCGAGCAGGCGCAGUCGGCGCGGGGCCUGCAGGAGCUUCGAGGUCGGGCCGAUGAGCUCUGCAGCAUGAUGGAGCGGUCUGCAGUGUCGGUGGCUUCACUGAGGAGCGAGCUGGAGGCGCUGGGCCCAGUGAAACCUAUUCUGGAGGAGUUAGGGAGGCAACUUCAAAGUUCCCGAAGGGGAGCCGAUCAGGCCUUGAACUUGGAUCGAUCACCCCAGGGGCCCUGCACACGCUGUGCCAGCCAGGGGCAGCAACUGUCCACCGAGUCCUUGCAGCAGCAGCUGGAAAGAGCGCUGACCCCGCUGGUCAAUGAGAUGAAGCAGAAGGGCCUGGCCCCUGCCUGUCCCAGCUGUCAGAGGCUACACAAGAAGAUUCUGGAGCUGGAGCGCCAGGCCUUGGCCAAACACGUCAGGGCAGAGGUCCUGAGCUCCACCCUCCGGCUGGCCCAAGACGAGGCCGUGCGGGCCAAGAACCUACUGCUGACGGACAAGAUGAAGCCGGAGGAGAAGGUGGCCACCCUGGAUUAUAUGCACUUGAAGAUGUGCUCCCUCCACGAUCAGCUAAGCCACCUGCCACUUGAGGGGUCCACAGGGACAAUGGGGGGAGGAAGUAUUGGAGGGGCUCCCCCAAAGCGUGGGGGCCCAGCCCCUGAACAAUAA
This is a messenger RNA of Jaculus jaculus (lesser Egyptian jerboa), 1758 nucleotides long. It is a transcript of the gene Tsks, whose product is annotated as testis specific serine kinase substrate. The transcript has 11 exons. Gene Ontology annotation, molecular function: protein kinase binding. NCBI's taxonomy places the organism in Eukaryota, Metazoa, Chordata, Mammalia, Rodentia, Dipodidae. Bases 1 to 1758 code for a protein of 585 amino acids. Gene Ontology annotation, cellular component: centriole. The record is from RefSeq and is a predicted model, not a curated record.